UGACGGUUUCGGUAUUGGAAGCACAAUGCCUGGCGUCCAGCUCCCGUUCGGCACGGUGCGCGCAUCUCCAGACACGAGCGCUCCCUUCUUUCUCAGCUGGCGUCAUUUCGGUGGAUAUUAUUACGGAGACGACCGCAUACGUUGCUUCUCACACACCCACAUGGUCGGCUCAGGUACUCUAGACUAUGGAAACAUAUGCGUAAUGCCCGUCAACAACAUCACACUCGACAUCAUCCACGACUACGGAUUUCAGUCGAAGUUCAGUCACAGUAGUGAAACUAUAUACCCCGGAUACUAUUCUGUCUUUCUUGAGACGCCACAUGUCAACGCCCAAUUGACAGUAACCGGAACACACACGGCGUUACACCGUUACACCUACACAUCGGGUGAUAAAAUCGUCUUGUUCGAUGCUGUUCACUCGCUAGUCGAAGGGUCGUGCGUCGACGCUCACCUCAAAAUAUUUCCUGAAAACGAGACUGUAGUUGGGUGGAGUCAGAGCAAAGGCAGCCUGACAGGAAGAAACGGGAUAGGAAUUAAAGUCUAUUUUACUGCCGUAUUUUCUGAUUCAAUUGCUGCGUUUGGUGUGUGGAAUCAGUCUCAAAUGUUUAGUAAUGCAACCGAGGUAUCUGGGAAUACCAGUAGGGCUUAUGUUGUCCUCAAAACGACCAACUCGUCGAUCGAAAUGGCUCUGGCUAUCAGCUUUGUAAGCAUCGAGCAAGCCAAAUACAAUCUGAAAUCACAGUGGUCGUCGACCAGAUUUUUUGAUGAUUAUGUGAAGGCAGCAAGAAGAAUAUGGGCAGAGACACUGAGUCAAGUGAAUGUCACUACUGAAUCGAAUGAAUCUUUAGUCACAUUUUAUACCGCUCUGUAUCAUGCCUUCAUGGCUCCGACACAGUUUAGUGACAGCAAUGGAGUUUAUCUCGAUAUGGAAAACAAGGUGAAGCGUUUGCCACCGGGCAUGCAUCACUAUACUGAUAUGUCAAUUUGGGAUAUACAUCGGUCUCAAAUCCCACUCCUCAAUAUGCUCCGACCGGAUAUAUCGAGUCAGGUGGCUCAAUCGUUGGUGCGCAUGUAUCGAGACGGUGGAGACCUACCUCGAUGGCCGAUUGCGAAUGUCUACAGUGGAUGUAUGAUAGGAACGCAUGCCAAUCUCAUACUGUUGGACUUGUUGAGUAAAGUGGGAUCUGACACAUUUGACAUCGACGAUGCAUAUGAGGGAAUGGUAGCUCAAGCUACAGAAUCAAAACGGCCGCACAUAGAACGAAGCUGUUUGGACGAAUAUGUGACACUCGGCUACGUCCCUAAUGAAUGCAGUUCGGAGUCGGUUAGUUUAACCCUCGCGUACGCAUUUGAUGAUUGGGCAAUCGCGACAGUGGCAUCACAUCUCAACAGAACCAACGAUGCAGCUUUGUUUUUCAAUCGAUCAAGAAGCUACCGUAACGUCUGGAAUCAUGACAAAAAACUGAUGUGCCCUCGAGAUCGACAUGGCAAAUUUCACUGUCCGCUCGACCCAUCGCUUAACUCAUGGAUGAUAAAGAAUGACGGUUACACAGAAGGCAACGCCGAGCAGUGGCUCUGGUUUGUACCACAUGAUAUCCCAGGGCUCAUCAACCUUUUUGGAUCUAACGAAAGCUUCUCUGAAACUUUAGAAAAAUUCUUCAGUAGGUCGGAAGAUUACACUUCCAACCUUCUUCCGAAUCCAUUCUACUGGGCAGGAAAUGAACCAGACAUAUUGGCUCCGUAUCUGUUUAACUACGCGGGCAGAGCUGAUCUGACUCAGAAGUACACACGCUGGCUUGCAGAUCAUCGGUACACUACAGCACCCAGUGGUUUACCAGGAAAUGAUGAUUAUGGUACCCUCAGUUCGUGGUACAUCUGGACUACAUUGGGGUUCUAUCCGUACUCUGGGACCCAAUACUAUGCCAUUGGUAGUCCAUCCGUUCAGAGUGCGGUGAUUACGCUACCCAAUGGCAUUCUCACCAUCGAAACUCAUAAUAACAGCAAAGAAAACGUCUACGUGAUGAAAGUGGUUGUUAACAACAGGACUGUCGAUCUGCAGCGCAACCCAUUUUUUCAUCACAAACGGGACAUAGAGAACGGUGGACACAUCCAAUUUUGGAUGUCGAACAAUCCAACAUAGAA
This is a messenger RNA of Corticium candelabrum, 2142 nucleotides long. RefSeq lists its product as uncharacterized. Gene Ontology annotation, molecular function: carbohydrate binding; peptide-N4-(N-acetyl-beta-glucosaminyl)asparagine amidase activity. The transcript has a single exon. The coding region runs from base 26 to 2140 and encodes 704 amino acids. The record is from RefSeq and is a predicted model, not a curated record. Lineage: Eukaryota; Metazoa; Porifera; Homoscleromorpha; Homosclerophorida; Plakinidae. Gene Ontology annotation, cellular component: cytosol; nucleus. Gene Ontology annotation, biological process: protein deglycosylation; glycoprotein catabolic process; carbohydrate metabolic process.